AAUCUUCUACUGUGAAUUAAACAACGAAAGCUAUUUAUUAUGAAUAUAUGGUGAGAAAAUGCACCAGUUUCGACAAUAUUAGUUUUGAUGGCCAAAAUAACAAAGCGACUAUCAUGUUUCAGAGAUCAUGUUUCACAUAUUUGUUUCAUAGACAAAAGAAAGGGCGAGACCUAUUUCUUUGGCUUUGACGCCUCACGUUUUUUUCAUCGGAGUGUUUUUCCUUUCUGUUACAAAGUAAAGAAGAAAAGAAGCCAGUGAUUGGUAAAUGUUUUGAUGCCGCGGAUAUCCAUCGCUUAAAAAAAGAAAAGAAAUAAGCAAAGGAUACGAAAAUGGAUGCUAUUUUCAAAGCCAUACCACUGAAUUGUUUUCCUUGGUUUGAACAAAUACUGCUCUAUAUCUAUUUCAUAUUUACAAUCAUCGCUACUGGAAUUUCAAAAACAUUUGAUCGUCAAACUUCUUUCACUUGUUAUGACAAGAUGAUUUCAAACUUCCAAGAAACUUCACUUAUAAAGAACAUUGAAUCAAGUUGUUUGAGACAAUACCAAAAUGAGACUUGGGAUAAUAUUUAUGUGGUGUCCUUCAAUUUCAUUUUUCCCUUACUUUGGAGUAUGAUCUAUGGAAUGUCUGUAAGCCAUCGACUUGAAAACUUUGAUAAGUUCUUGUCAGAAAGAAGCAGUGAAGUCAGAAAGGUUGCAUCUAGUUCUUGGGCAUUUAAUUGUUACAUCAUUUAUUUGAUUGGACGUUUGAUCGGUUUGUUGAUAUUUGUUACAGUACUCUUUCCAGGCAUGUUUCCCAUUGAUUAUACUUGUUCUUGGCGUCCAACAACAAACGAAAAAUCUUCGUUCAACAGUAUAAUUCUUCCUCCAUAUAACGAGACAUUUGUUAAUUGUGAAAUUUGCGAUGGUAACAGUGAGUGGUGGAUUGUACUUGUUGUAGCUGUUGAUGUUUUAUCGAUAAUAAUGACGAUAUGUCAGCUAAUAUACCUAUUAAAUGAGGCCAGUAAUGACACUUUUUUCACAUCAGAUAAGGAGUUUUUCACGGUAUACUUAUUCCAAAAGCGUGCAGAAUUUCGAAAAUGGAUAAAAGAAAUAAAAAAUAAACUUCACUUGAACAAAUUAUUUAAUAUCCACGAUAACGUACGCAAUGCACAAAUGUCUCAGCAAAAUCUGGAAGAUAUUUAUGUCAACGUCAUAAUGCAAGCAGAAAGACAAUUAAGUAAGGCUUACCCAGAAACGCAUGAAAGGCACGAGAUCCUUCAUUGUCAUUUCAAACUUACAGAAAAUGCGAAAAAACUAACAAGAGCAACGGACAUUUUUAAGUCAAUUCCAAAUAGCAAGUGGUGUCCUAGCUCCAUUUUAGUCAUCGGAAGGCCAGGAAUUGGUAAAACAAUGUUCACAAAAAAACUUAUUCAUGAAUGGAAGACAAAUGAAGACGACUAUUUGCGCGAUAAGCUGGUCAUUUUAUUUCAAUGUCGUUCUAUUGAAAAGAAAAACAUUACUUUUGAAGAAAUGAUAAGAAAUUGCGUUGGACUUUCAUUUGAACAGUUUUCAGGUAUUUACGAAUUUAUAAUGUUAAAUCCUGAAAGAACUGUUCUUGUCGUGGACGGUCUUGAUGAAUUGCCUUUAGAUAAUGGAGUUCUUCAAACUGACAACUCAGGGUCCCCUAAUAAAAAAAGGGCCGUCAUUAGACACUUAGAGAUGCUUGUUAAUGGUGAACUAUUGCCUCAUGUUACUGUUCUUAUUACAUCACGACCCACAGCUGAACGUAAAUUUAGAAAUAUGAUAUUCACGAGAACAGUUGAAAUCUUGGGCUUUUUUGAGGAUGAGAUAGAAGAAUUCGUGAAAAAGUUUUGUCGUGAAGAUAAGAAUAUCGCUGACCGUAUUCUAAAUAAGAUUAAAAAUUCUCUUGAACUUCGCAGCUUUUGUUAUAUCCCUAUUAACACUAAAAUUGUUUGUAUGACCUUAAAGGAAUGUUUUGCAGAUGAUGAAAACUAUAGUCCAAAGACUAUCACUGAAUUGUACAAUAGAGCAAUUAAAGUUUUACUAUGGCAAAGCCAUCCACUUCUCAGGGGCAAGACUACACCAAAGGAUUACUUAACAAUUCCUUUACCAUCCAAGCUUGAUAAUGAUCUACAAGAAAUAAAACAUGUUGCCAUGGAAGGGCUUAAAGACGGACGCCUAAUUUUGAAAGAGACAGUAACAGUAACUUUGAAAAUCUUGAAAACUGUGGCAUUUUCAAUAAGAUUUGUGACAAAAAAAAAAAUCUUUACUGUUUUCUUCAUUUGACUCUUCAAGAGUUUCUUGCAGCUUUGUAUAUUGUUGACGAUUGGCAAAACAUUGAAAAGUUUUUGGAUGAUCAGGCUAAAGAUCCUAAAUGGCAUUUGGUAAUCGAAUUUGCUGCUGGUUUUGUUGGAAAUAUAAAGAAAAAGACGGGAAAAGAUAUCAGCUUUAUUCUAAAGAGGUUUAAAAACUGGAUUUCAAAUUUAUUCAUCAAAGACGGCGAUAAAGUCCUUGGUUUUCUUGGAAUUAAGUGUUUAUACGAGUUGCAAGACAAAGAUGUAAUGAGCUCAGCUUGCAGGAAGUUAGAGGAUUUUUCUCAACAAACGAGUAUUGAUGGAGUUUAUUUUACGCCUGUUGAUUCAAACGCAUUGUUUGAAUUUCUUUCUGAAUGUGAACACAUAACAGGUCUUUUUUUUAAUGGUUGCAAGUUUCUUGAUAAACACAGCUGUAUUCCUUUAAAAAACUACUUGUCAAGUGAGAGAGCGGAAAUUUUGAUUAACUUAGAGUUUGACUUUUGUACUUUCGGCAAUCUUUUUUGUAAGCAUCUCAGCGAAGCUUUGAAGAGUGAGAAUUGUAAACUAGCUAGGUUGGAAUUUUUAGAUAGCAGUAUAGAUGAUGAAGGUGCAGAAUAUUUUAGUGAAGCUUUGAAAAGUAAGAAUUGUAAACUUACUGAAUUGUGUCUUAGUUGUAACAAAAUAGAAGGUGAAGGUGCGAAAUCCCUUAGUGAAGCUUUGAAAAGUGAGAAUUGUAAACUUACUGACUUGUCUCUUAAAGAAAACCAUAUAUGUGGUGAAGGUGCAAAAUCUGUUAGUGAAGCAUUGAAAAGUGAGAGUUGUAAACUUACAAAAUUUGAUCUUCGAGCAAACAUGAUAGGUGGCGAAGGUGCAAAAUAUCUUAGUAAAGCGUUAAAAAGAAAGAAUUGUAAACUUACUGAAUUGUAUCUUAAUUGUAACCAGAUAGGUAUUAAAGGUGGAAAGUACCUUAGUGAAGCUUUGAAAAAUGAGAAUUGUAAACUUACUAUAUUAAAUCUUGACAACAACCACAUAGAUGAUGAAGGUGCAAAAUAUCUUAGUGAAGCUUUGAAAAGUUAUAAUUGUCAACUUACUAGCUUAAAUCUUGACAACAACCACAUAGAUGAUGAAGGGGCAAAAUAUCUUAGUGAAGCUUUGAAAAGUUAUAAUUGUCAACUUACUAGCUUAAAUCUUGAACACAACCAAAUAGGUGAUGAAGGUGCAAAAUAUCUUAGUGAAGCUUUGAAAAGUUAUAAUUGUCAACUUACUAGCUUAAGUCUUAAAGACAACCAAAUAGAUGAUAAAGGUGCAAAAUUUCUUAGUGAAGCAUUGAAAAGUGAUAAUUGUCAACUUACUAGGUUAAAUCUUGAACACAACCAAAUAGGUGAUGAAGGUGCAAAAUAUCUUAGUGAAGCUUUGAAAAGUGAGAAUUGUAAGCUUAAUUCACUUUAUGUGCGUUAUAACAAUAUAGGUGAUAAAGUACUAAAUAUCUUAGAAAGGUUUUAGAAGUUAGAAUUGUAAACUUAUCAAAUAGGACAUUGAUAAUAACAAAAUAGCAGCUACAGGUGUGAUGUAUCUUAAUAACGCUUGGAAAAAUAAGAGAUGUAAGCUUACUGAAAGAAAUAUCUUCAUUAACAAUAUGGGUGAUGAAGGUGCUAAAUAUCUUAGUGAAGCUUUAAAAAGUGAGAAUUGUAAGUUUACUGAAAUGAGUAUCGAUAGUAACAGUACAGGUGUUUAAGGUGCUAAAUAUCUUAGUAACACAUUAUUAUGUGAGAAUUCAUAUUCCUACAAGUGAUUUUUAUUUUUAGUUAUAUUUCCUACAAGUGAUUUUCUCUUUGCAUGAUACAUGACAAAAAUAGUAAAAAUUUUAUUGAACUUUAAAAAUGUCGAAUUUUACAAAAUUCUGUAAAAUAUAUUAAUGAUAAGAAUUUAUUGGUGUUGAAAGGGGUAAAUAUCUCAGUAUAAAGCCAUUAAAUCUUUAUCAAUAUUAAAAUUCCUAUAGGAAAUCUCAUGGAAAUGUUAUUGGAAAAACAUAUAUAGCAAUCGAAAUAUAUAGGAAAUGUUAUCUAUUUUUUCCCCAAAUUUACAACUAUGAUAGAUUCUUUAGAUAUCUAAUGCAUGAAAUAAAUAAAGCAUUGU
Molecule: messenger RNA, 4429 nt
Organism: Xenia sp. Carnegie-2017
Lineage: Eukaryota; Metazoa; Cnidaria; Anthozoa; Malacalcyonacea; Xeniidae
Product: protein NLRC3-like
Exons: 3
Coding region: 2561-3796 (411 amino acids)
Molecular function (GO): protein binding
Source: RefSeq, a predicted model, not a curated record